Messenger RNA from Knipowitschia caucasica, 207 nucleotides. Lineage: Eukaryota; Metazoa; Chordata; Actinopteri; Gobiiformes; Gobiidae. The record is from the annotation of a GenBank genome assembly.
AUGGGGGGGGGAGAUGGGAUGGAGAAAACCAAUGGAAGAGAGCUGGGACAGGAACGCAGUACUAGGGACCUGCCACAAGAUGACAAAUGUGUGGCCAUUAAGAAGCAGCUUCUACAGGAGUUCCAGUUAGUCCCAGCUACAGUAUCUGACAUAGAUAUCAGGGCCUUCACCGGAUUCAACCAACAGCGCACCUUCAGCACCAACUAA